Acanthisitta chloris (rifleman) is the source of this 358-nucleotide messenger RNA. RefSeq names its product WAS/WASL-interacting protein family member 1-like. The transcript is spliced from 3 exons. The annotation marks the transcript as partial. Lineage: Eukaryota; Metazoa; Chordata; Aves; Passeriformes; Acanthisittidae. The record is from RefSeq and is a predicted model, not a curated record.
CUACUCCCCAGCUGCCUUCCCGGGCAGGACUGGACAACCAGAGAGGUGGACCACGGCCACCGCUUCCCCCUGACCGUCCAGGCUCAGCCGCACCACCACCACCACCACCACCUUCCUCAGCUGUCAGAAACGGCUACCAGGAUCCAGGUGAUGAUGAAUGGGAAAGCAGAUUUUCUUUUCAUCCUAUAUCUGAUUUGCCACCUCCAGAGCCAUAUGUACCCAUGAACAGAAGUUAUCCCAGUAAACUAGCAAGAAAUGAAAGUAGAGGUGGCUCUGUUCGAAAAGAAAGAGGUGCCCCCCCACUCCCACCUAUACCAAGGUGAAAUGGGUUCAGGCCCAUCUUUGAGCGACAUCUGUU